Molecule: messenger RNA, 831 nt
Organism: Laccaria bicolor S238N-H82
Lineage: Eukaryota; Fungi; Basidiomycota; Agaricomycetes; Agaricales; Hydnangiaceae
Exons: 4
Coding region: 1-831 (276 amino acids)
Molecular function (GO): protein-succinyllysine desuccinylase activity; protein-malonyllysine demalonylase activity; NAD+ binding
Source: RefSeq, a predicted model, not a curated record
AUGCCUUCCUCUGAUAUCAAUGCCUUUCAUGACCUCUUGCGUUCCUCCAAGAAUAUUAUAGCAGUGGCAGGAGCAGGUCUCUCUGCUGCCUCGGGGAUACCCACCUUCAGAGGUGCUGGAGGAAUGUGGAGAAAGUACAACGCCAUGUCUCUUGCAACCCCAGAAGGUUUUAGCAAAAACCCAUCUCUCGUAUGGCAAUUCUACCACUAUCGAAGAGAGGCCGCUUUGAAAGCUCAACCAAAUCCUGCCCAUAUCGCCCUCUCUUCAUUCUCUCUCCCUUCUAUCAGGCAUCAGAUCGCCCCAGAAUCCACCUUUACCCUCAUCACCCAAAAUGUUGACGGGUUGAGUCCCCCCGCUGCCGAUGAGCAGCCACGUCUCAUUGAGAUACAUGGCAGGCUCUUUGACGUCUUGUGCACUUCCCGCGACUGCGAUCAUGUUGAAUUCAACACCAGUUCACCCAUCUGUGAAGGUCUCGCCGGAACGGAAGCUCACGUAGCAGCAGGAGACCUCGACCCAGAAAUUCCCAUCACUUCUCUUCCACGCUGCGCCAAGUGUGGUUCUCUCGCUCGACCGGGUGUAGUAUGGUUCGGUGAAAUGCCACAUAAACUGGACGAGAUUGACGAAAUUGCUGCAAAGGCCGAUCUUUGCUUAGUGGUUGGAACAUCCUCCACGGCAAGACCUUCGACUUGUUACGCAGCGGAAGUUCAAGACCGAGGUGGAAAAGUAGCUGUCUUCAACUUGGACCGAAGCAAAGGAGAUCGCGACGCCGACUAUCUCUUCUUGGGUCCAUGUGAAGAGACCUUACCUCGAGCGUUGGGCCUCACAAACUAG